Molecule: messenger RNA, 369 nt
Organism: Acaulospora morrowiae
Lineage: Eukaryota; Fungi; Glomeromycota; Glomeromycetes; Diversisporales; Acaulosporaceae
Source: the annotation of a GenBank genome assembly
AUGAGGCAUCCCGUCAAGCCACACAAACUCAGGCAUAAAUCACCAGUCUAUCACAUUGCUUCAGGAACAACGGUCGGGUGGAAAUUGGAAGUCUGUGAACCAGCAUAUACAGGAGGUAAAAAUUAUGGAAUAUCUUUCGAAGAAGUCAAAAGUUAUUCGUUCGGAGAAAUAAUUCCUAAUUGUCACUGUAGCGAAUUUUGGUGGUUGUAUUACGGGAACAAAUUGCAGGUUGAAUUACAGAUAAAACAGAUAAUGCAGCUGAUAAGAUUUGAAGAGAUUACCAUUCCACAACGAAAAACACAAAUGAAGAUUUCCGCAUUUACAGCUAUUCGAAAUUUUUUAUUUAUGAUCCGGAUAACCGAUUUUUGA